Messenger RNA from Chrysoperla carnea, 1971 nucleotides. Its product is annotated as orexin receptor type 1-like. Gene Ontology annotation, cellular component: membrane. Bases 33 to 1751 code for a protein of 572 amino acids. The record is from RefSeq and is a predicted model, not a curated record. NCBI's taxonomy places the organism in Eukaryota, Metazoa, Arthropoda, Insecta, Neuroptera, Chrysopidae. Gene Ontology annotation, molecular function: neuropeptide Y receptor activity. Gene Ontology annotation, biological process: G protein-coupled receptor signaling pathway. The transcript has 6 exons.
AUAAAAAUAUAUCCACGUAUAUUAUAUCACCUAUGCGUGAUUCAAAUGAUUGGAUUUACACAACGGUUAAAAUGGAUUAUGUAACUAAUGAUGAAUCAUCAUCAUUUUCAUCAAAUAUCGAUGAUUUUCCAUUAUCAGAUAAUGAUUUAUAUUAUAAUGAAAGUGAUUAUGAUGAUGACGAAUGUUUUAGUUUACAGUGUAUGCCGUAUGAGGAUUAUGUUGAUCGUAUUCGACAGGAAGUGAUAAAUCCAAGUAUGCCCGAAUGGAUAUUUGUUGGUGCACAUUCGAUAGUGUUUUUGGUUGGUUUAAUUGGUAAUGCAUUAGUGUGUGUGGCGGUAUAUCGUAAUCAUAGUAUGCGUACGGUGACUAAUUAUUUUAUAGUGAAUUUGGCUGUUGCUGACUUUAUGGUGAUAUUGUUUUGUUUACCGCCAACAGUGAUAUGGGAUAUAACUAAUACAUGGUUUUUUGGUUUGAUUUUAUGUAAAGUGGUGCUAUAUUUACAGAAUGUUUCAGUAACCGUUUCAGUAUUAACUUUAACAUUCAUCAGUAUUGAUCGAUGGUAUGCAAUCUGUUAUCCAUUGAAGUUUAAAUCAACAACUGGCCGUGCAAAAACGGCAAUAAUAAUCAUAUGGUUCAUUGCUCUAAGCACUGAUAUACCAGAAUUAAUAGUGUUAACAACAGUGAAGCUGCCCGAACCAAAUAUAACCGAAGUAUAUUACACACAGUGUGAUGUACAAUGGAAUAAAGAAACUGAUACAAUAUGGAAUGUAUCAAAAACAUUUAUAUUAUAUAUAAUACCAUUGAUAUUCAUGUCAUUUGCAUAUUGUCAAAUUGUACGUGUAUUAUGGCGUACCGAUAAAGUAUUAACUCAUAAUAAUAUGAAUAAUCAUCAAACAACAUCAUCAACAGAUCAACAUCAUCAUCAUCAUCAUCAUCAUCAUCAUAAUCAUCAUAAUCAUCAACAGAAUAAUCAACAACAACAACAACGGUAUCAUCCACCAGCUUCGUCAGCAUCGACACCGAACACGUUGAAUAGUAAUACAAGAGGUCUCACAUGUAACUCAAGACGUAGUACAUUCUUAAUGAAUUCAAACACAACAACAGAAGGUCAAUUACGUUCACGGCGUAAGGCUGCUAAAAUGUUGGUGGCUGUUGUUGUAAUGUUUGCUGUAUGCUAUUUUCCAGUACAUUUUCUUAAUAUAAUACGACAUUUAAUUGUAAUUGAACAAACUGAUUGUAAUGCUGUCUUGGUAUUAAUUGCACAUUGGUUAAUAUAUGCAAACAGUGCUGUAAAUCCAGUUAUUUAUAAUUUUAUGAGUGGUAAAUUCCGUCGUGAAUUUCGUCGUGCAUUUGCACAAUGCCAUUGUGUAAAAAAUCAAUUACCUAAUCAAUAUAAUCUCAAUAAUUUCUCACCACAUUCAACCAAAUCCAAUUAUAUUUUAACAAAACAAACACAAUUUAUGAAUACAAAAAAUCGUAAGAAUAAAAUGAAUCAAUUGAAUAAUGAUAGUGGCAUUGUUGAAGAUAAUGAAACAACACAAUUGCAACAGAAAAUAUGUCAACAUCAGCAUCCGCAUCACCAUCACCAUCACCAUCAUCAACAUCAUCAGCACGAUAAAAUAUCGUUAAAAUCAUAUCAGAAUAUCGAUUUAUUUAAUGAACGGUGUGAUAAUAAUGACGAUGAGAAAUCAACAACACAGACUACGGAAUGUAAAUUAUUAUGUCGUGAUCAUAGUUUACCAAAAACUUGAUAUCGUUUAAAUUUAAAUAAGGAGAAGAAUAAUGUAGCUGAUGUGGUGAUGAAACCAUCGUCUACCCAAGAACAUCAGCAAACGUCGUCUGAUGAUAAUGUUAGGCGACAAUCACAGUGUUUUGAUACGACUAAAUUACCUCUACCGUUAGUGUUGAUUGAAGAUUGCUCAUAAUUCAUUUUUCUUAAAAUUAUUAAAAUAUUACGCAUGCUAAGCUAAG